AUGGAAACUGUUCCUACAGACUACGGCAAACGAGUUUACCAAGGAGUGAGAGUAAAACACACAGUCAAAGAUCUCCUUGCCGAAAAACGAUCGAGACAGACAAGCGGCUCCCGAUUCAGCGGCAGUGCCAGCACCUCCCCGUCUCCAUUUGUCCAAAUGUCGGCAGGCUCCACUGCCAUGUCUGGUUACUAUGGAGUUAGGAGAUCAUUCAUGUCCGAUUUGGAUUUCCACAACACUAAGCCGCUUUCAAAUGAUGUUUAUGCUUCAUCCCUGGGAGCAAAGUCCUUUCCGUGUGACUCCUCUGCCGUUCAAGGGUACCCGCCGCUACUGGACCCCUAUUUCACCGAGGACUAUCGCGCCGCUGCCGUAACACCCAGCACCAGCUCCCUUUUCAGCACCUCCUCGCUGCCCCCGCUCCUGCCGCCCUUCCCCAAUGACUCAGCACAUUUCUUAAUAAGAGACUCCUGGGAGCAGGGCAUGCCCGACAGCCUCAGCCAGUCAGAUGCCGUGUGCGCAGAUUCCCUACAAACCUUGCCCACAACUACCAGCUGCCUCACCUCUCACGAGACUGGAAGCACUUCCCAGUAUAGAAGCUCAAGCUGGGGUUCUGCCAUCCCAGGAGCCCAGUCCUACCCUUUGCACGCUUUUGAAGACGUCCACUACGUACCCAGUUACCCUGCCACCUCGUCCUAUUCCUUUUCACCAUUUAUGGCUGUAGCGAAUGACCUACCUCCCAAGAUGCUCCACCUCUCAUCAGAAGAACCCUUAGAUACAACCUCCCUUCAUGACAACUCCUCUUGGGCAAAAGAAGACGGGAGUCCAGUCUGGGGGACAUAUGAAUGCCGAAGAACUUAUUGA
Emys orbicularis (European pond turtle) is the source of this 858-nucleotide messenger RNA. It is a transcript of the gene POU2AF2, whose product is annotated as POU class 2 homeobox associating factor 2. The record is from RefSeq and is a predicted model, not a curated record. Gene Ontology annotation, molecular function: DNA binding; POU domain binding. NCBI's taxonomy places the organism in Eukaryota, Metazoa, Chordata, Testudines, Emydidae. Bases 1 to 858 code for a protein of 285 amino acids. The transcript has 5 exons.